GCUGCAGUUUGGAUGCAUGAUUUGGUUUUCAUUUUCUGUCCUAACCUAGUGUGUAGUGUUGCUGGGUGCCCUUAAACAGCUUCUCUCUUCCACUUCCUGUGGUGGCUGCUUUCCAGAAGCAGUUAGGGGUAAAUCUUUGUGUAGUCAGCAAAGUCCUUGGGGAUGAAAGACUCUGUACCUUGGAUAAAAUUGAGCUAAGAGAAAAUUGCUCCUGGAAGUCAGAAGAGACGAAGCCCUUGGUCCCGAACCAGAUGAAGUGGGACUUCAUCCUAGUAUGUGACAAACACAAGUCUGACCGCGAGAAGGAUGCUAAGAGGAAGGAAUUCUUGGACAAGUUGGAAGAGAAAGGAUUUAUCAUCGAGACCCAGAAAAUCGAGGACAAGAAACUAUUCUAUGGGGUCCAUGCCCGAAGUGAAAUCUUCCGAAAAUACCAGUGUCUGCUGAAGAACUCAGACAGUGGGUUGCAGAAUCACCACACGGAGGAGAAUGUGCCCAUCACCACCAGGAUACGUAUCGUCAACCUUAUCCUGCGGAACACAAAGAUUUCUCCUGAGGAGACGCUCCAAAAGCUGAUAAAGGCGAAGGUCUUUGAGGCAGCAUUCCCACUGCACGAGCAAGAAGGGCUGAGAAAAGAACUGAAGGAGAAUUGGGCCCAAUGGAGAAAGAUACUGAAGCAACAGCCAAUCGAGGAUAUCAGGAGUUAUUUUGGGGAGAAGGUGGCCCUGUAUUUUGCCUGGCUAGGCUGGUACACCCGCAUCCUGUUCCCAGCUGCUGUGCUGGGCCUGCUUGUCUUCCUAUAUGGGAUCUUUCAUUUUGAUUCCAGUCAGGUCAGCAAAGAGAUCUGUGAAGCCAACACCACCAUCAUGUGCCCACUCUGCGACCAGAAGUGCCCGUUCUGGCAGCUGUCAGAUACUUGCACCUAUGCCAAGGUCACUCACCUGUUUGACAACGAGGGGACAAUUCUCUUUGCAGUGCUCAUGGCUCUCUGGGCCACCGUGUUCCUGGAGCUGUGGAAGAGGAAAAGGGCUGAGGUGGUCAGUGGCUGGGAACUGUACGGGUGGGAUGAAGAUGAGGAGGAGCUGGCCUUGCAGCUGAUCAAUGACCCAGCGUAUAACCUCAAGUUCUACCAGCACUCUUAUAUCCGCAGCACUAUCCUGCUUCUCUUAGUCCUGCUUAUGAUCACCGUGCUCAUUGGCCUUGCCCAUGCGCUCGUCAUCUACCGGGUGGUGGCGACUGUCCUCUUCACCCAAAGCGACUUCGAGUUCAUCCGGGAACGUGCCAGCACCGUGGCGGUGAUGACAGGGGCCGUGCUGCAUUACAUCACCAUCAUCGUCAUGACCAAGGUGAACAGGCGUGUGGCGCUCUUUCUCUGUGAGCUGGAGAAGCCACGGACGUUCUCGGAGCGUGAGAACAUCUUCACUGUGAAAAUCUUCACCUUCCAGUUCUUCACCUACUUCUCCUCACUGAUCUACAUCGCCUUCUUCUUGGGAAGGAUUAACGGCCGUCCUGGGAACUACGUGCGUGUAGCUGGCAAGUGGAGGCUGGAGGAGUGCCACCCCAGUGGCUGCAUCACUGAUCUCUUUAUCCAGAUGGCCAUCAUAAUGACCCUGAAGCAGACCCUGAGUAACUUGGUGGAGUACCUCACCCCCUGGCUAAGAUUAAGGUUCCGAAAAUCACUUGCUAACCCAAAGGACAAAGACGAGGUUGACAUGGAGAAAGGAUCCAAGGACUCCUGCAAGGAGCAGUGGCUCAAGAACUACCAACUCAACGAGGUCAACGUCUUCAGCUUGUUCGACGAGUUCUUGGAAAUGAUGAUCCAGUACAGCUUCACCACCAUCUUUGUGGCUGCCUUCCCCCUCGCCCCGCUAAUGGCCUUCAUCAAUAACCUCUUUGAGAUCCGGCUGGAUGCCAUCAAGAUGGUGCAGCUGCAGAGGCGCAUAGUGCCUAGGAAAGCCAAUGACAUCGGCAUCUGGCUGCAGGUUCUGGAGGCCAUUGGUAUUUUGGCCGUCAUUGGCAACGGCCUGGUGAUCGCCAUCACCUCAGACUUCAUCCCCAUGCAGGUCUACAAAUACACAUACAGCCCGUGCAUGCUGCAGAACCGCACCGAUAUCAACUGUUUGACAGGUUACAUCAACAACAGCCUCUCGGUGUUCCGUGUCCAGGACUUUGAGGGGCAGAUGAAGCUGCCCGAAAAGCUUCCAGAUUUUCUGAGGAGUGAGAUCACAGAAUGCAGGUACCGGGAUUACAGGAACUCCGAUGACUACAACUACUCUGCCCAGUUCUGGCACGUUUUCGCAGCCCGGCUCGCCUUCCUUAUUUUAUUUGAGCAUGUGGCUCUGUGCAUCAAGUUGAUUGCAGCCUGGUAUGUACCCGACGUCCCCCAAUCGGUUAAGAAUAAGCACCUGGAGAAAAAAUAUGAAAAUCUAAAGGGAGUACUCAGGAAAAUAGAUCGCUCUACAGAUGUAUAGCAAGUCACCGAGCACACAGUAGAGGUCAGAAGCGGAGACUGCAGACCCAGUAUCCAGCAGGACAGUGCUGUGGGCUUUGGAGGCACUAUACAGGCACCUCCCACAAACCCUGCAACUGCAGCUCAUUCUUUCCUAUUGUUUUGGACUUUGCCUCUUAAUUGAGGGGGAAACAACACAAUGGUAAACUUGCAUGAGCAGAUCAUUUAGAAUCUCAGGGUGGCAGGGAAGAAGAUUGUAUCUUUAAGAAAUGCUGCAUUUCAAAGGUGUCUCCUCAGAGCUGGGGGAAAACAUUUGCACUGUUGGCCAAACAUAACAGUUUGUCCAAUUUCAAAGAAGGCUAAAAAUGGCUAGAUUUUUGCUAAAUUUGUCAUGCUUUUCCUCCAUCAGGGGCAGACACGAUUUUACCCCUGCACCCUCCUCCCAAAUUGCUAAAAGGAAAUACCAUAUAAAGCCCAUGUCUAUGGAGAUGGGUGAGGUUACCCUGUCUGCUGUACCAACAUUGUCCCCAGUUUGGAGGGACAGUCUCUGUCCCAGCUGACUCUCCUUCCUACCAUACAUCUAAGACCUAUUUCUUGACUAGAUGAGAGACCGGAUUCCUGACCGCUGAUCUCUUGUUCUUACUGUAAUGAUGUGUGGCUUUGUGCAAAUUAACCUCUUGGUGCCUCCAUUUAUGUCAUGGGGCAAACACCUACCUAACUCAUCUGGAUGCUGUGCAGCUUAAAUAAUUAAUAUCUAAAGCCCUUUGAGGCCUUGUCUACAUUAAGAAUUUUGCCCUCAUUCUAUUACUCAGUGACCAGCCACUGCAAACUCCAAAUACACACAAGGAAAUCUGUGUUUGGCAUGAAUGGAGCUCACCUCAGUUUCAAACAGCAGUUAGUUCCACUGAAGCAGAUUGGGGCUCUUCUCAGCUAUAUGUGGGAUUUGCCCUGGUGCAGCGAGCGACACCAAUUGCUGGCCAAUGUAAACCAGCCCUUGGAUCCUUUCGGAGAUCCUGUGUUAGCAUUUCAUUGAGUCAGGCAAUCUGAUGCUAAUCUAUGGCAGAGGACCUGGCUUUAUCUUCAGUAGUUCAUUUUAAUCCUUCACUUGUCAUUAAACUGGGCUUUGCUGGCUGGCCUGUGGAGUAGAUUGCUUACUUUCUCUAUCCCCUUUGUAUUUCAUAUGUCUCACCAGUCCUUCUCCUUCCAGUGGAGUCCCUCAAUGCUCCUGUACACCUCCAUCACCCAGGAAUUGGCUAUUCUCUCUUUUACUAAAAUGAUCACAGUAGUUCCUCCUAUAGGUAAGGGUGCAGAGCAGGGCCUUACCCUAAAUCUCCUACAUCCCAAGCGAGUACCCUAAUCAUUGGACGGUAAUAGGGUAGGGUGGCUCCCUCUCUUAAACCCUGCACUUGUUGGCACUUCAUUCCUGCCUAGUUUAGGCCACUCUCUGCUAAGCUGGCUGGCUUCAGAAGAUCCCUUCCAUAGGCAAAUAACUCUCCCCAUGCCCUUGCAUGGGGAGCCUCAGCACCUAGGUCAGGCUGAUUAUUCCACGAGGUGGCAGGCUGCCUGAGAGCUAGGCGUUACGAUGCUUAGGUACCUUUGUGGACUGGGCCCUUAUCGGCCUUCAAUGAGGACUGACCGCUAGGUUUGAAAAAUGUUUGUUAGUGUCAGAUUCACAGAGCUGAAAACACUCUUAAAUCUGCAAAUGUACAGGUAGACCCCAGAACUGCAGAGAAUCUUGUGUGGGAAGAUCCCGUCGCACUAAGUGCCAGGGAAGGCUGGGGUCCACCGACUUGGAGCCUAUUGGGGGAUCGGGGCCUUUUAACAGGGCCAAGCUAAACCUAAGUGAGACGCACUUAAACUCGUGCAACAAAGUUUCAGUGGUUUAGCUAAGUUGGUUUAAUUCACAUGUAGGGCUUGUCCACAUGCGUGGGUUUAAAAUCACACUAACUUUAGCAAGUGAGCACUCAAAUGACCUUCCCAGUCCACAUAUGCUGCAAUUCUUCCAAGUGGACUAACUGGCUCAGAAAUACUUUAUUCUACAAUCCACUUUGAAAGUUCCUUGCGUAGUGAGGUAGUGCAGACUAACAUUGACAUUCAUGCACAGCUCAUUUCACACUAGGUUGGCAGUACGCCAGCUUCUAUCCCAGUGUAUUUUGCCAGGACCAGCUUGCCUGUUUACCUAGGUGCCCUCCACUGCUCUGGGGUCAUGUUGCCCAGAUGUCCCUUCCCUGUUCAAAUGCUGGCAGGAGGCCAGGAACAGUCCAUUUUUUCCUGGAGUACAGCCUUCAAGCCUUCCAGCAGUGCUAUUACUGCCAUCUAAUGCCUUGUGCAACAGCAUGGAAACAUGCAGAGAUCUUUGAUCGCCUUGCCAUCUGGAAAGACGCACGGGUACAGGCAGCCCUUUAAAAAAAAAAUCAGAAUAACGCAGUCUAUGAAGACAUCUCUAAAUAGUUAGCCCCAAAGGGUCACAGUGGGACCCUAUUCAAUGUCACAGCAUGAGCAAAGCACUCAAAAGCCACUACAAGAAAACAAGGGGCAAAAGAUGGACCUCUAGCAAUACUCAUAUGACCUGUCUUUACUAUGAGACUUUUCUGCUGGGAUGCCACUAUUGUUGUCAAUCCUGUAUUUAGACAAGUCCUCAAUGUGGAGUUUAAGGAUUAAAUUGAACCUUUUCUAGUUUUCCUAAAUGAUCAAGGCUAUUAAAUGCAAACUCCUAUCACCCCUACCCAUUAAGGCUGAGCAACAAAGCACUCAGGGACAGGACAUUCCAGACAUUGAUUCUUGCUGUCAUCAUUCCUGUUUUCCUUGUUCAAUGUCAGCUCUAAAAAAGUAUGUAUUAAUCUAUGCCAAAAGGAUAUGGCUUGAGCACGGUGACUGAAUGAAUCUUGCAGUCAAAAAAAUCUUAGCUUUUCUAACACCCUGAUUUGUGAAUUUUUGAUUUGUCAGCCUUGUGCUAAUGCUAGGUUUUACAUUUGUUAUUUACAUCUAAGUGACUAGAUUAUGAAACACGGCAGGGGAAUCAAGCCCUGAUACACACAUGCCUGCAUGCGAGGCUGAAACUUUAAGCAUGUGACUAAUCCACUGAAGUCCAAGGUGGCCACUCAAGGGCCCCCCAUUGGACUUCAGUGGACCAGUCACAUGCUUAAAGUUACACAUGUGUCUGUGUGCCAUAUUGAAUCAGGUCAUUAAUGCAGCAGGUGCCAGACUGAUGUGGCAUUUAAAAUAUUUUCCUGGCCUCCCUUAUUCUGGAUGCCAGGUAUGUUGUAUAUAUUUUAAAAUGCUCAGUAAUGGUUGCUUGAAAUACUGUGCAAUAAUAUUGUAAUUUUUUAAUAAAGGUGAU
This is a messenger RNA of Mauremys reevesii (Reeves's turtle), 5786 nucleotides long. Its product is annotated as anoctamin-9-like. The transcript has 24 exons. Gene Ontology annotation, cellular component: plasma membrane. Gene Ontology annotation, biological process: chloride transmembrane transport. Bases 252 to 2468 code for a protein of 738 amino acids. The record is from RefSeq and is a predicted model, not a curated record. Lineage: Eukaryota; Metazoa; Chordata; Testudines; Geoemydidae. Gene Ontology annotation, molecular function: chloride channel activity; protein dimerization activity.